Astyanax mexicanus (Mexican tetra) is the source of this 1765-nucleotide messenger RNA. RefSeq names its product divergent protein kinase domain 2B (gene dipk2b). The record is from RefSeq and is a predicted model, not a curated record. The transcript is spliced from 5 exons. Bases 160 to 1455 code for a protein of 431 amino acids. Lineage: Eukaryota; Metazoa; Chordata; Actinopteri; Characiformes; Acestrorhamphidae.
UAUCCUCCUUGGGUUUCCUGUGGAGGUGUGGUGUUCUGCAGCAGGGGUUGUAAUGAUAUUGUUUGUUCAAUAUAGCACCCAAAGUUUUAGGAGUCUGACCUGUUCACUCUGUUGUGAACCAGUUCCCUGAGCUCCUGGUGAUCUUUUAGCCAUGCUGGGAUGGAACUCAGUAGGCUGAAGCCCGGGCUUGCUGGAGAAGGACUGUUGGGGUCAUGGCACGUUUGGUUCCUCUGCUUCAUGCUGCCUCUGGUGGCCUCAAACCCGUCUGCCUCGCCACCAACCAAAUCCUACAGCUUCGGAAGACAGUUCCUGGGGCUGGAUAAGUGCAAUGCCUGUGUGGGCACCUCGAUAUGUAAGAAGUUUUUUAAGGAGGAGAUAAGAUUUGAAAAGUGGCUGUCCUCUCAGCUGGACCUCCCCUCAGCCAACAGGACGUCCUACGAGGGGAACUACACAUGCGACUCUGAGAGCUGGAGGCCUGUGGUUCUGUCCCGCUUGGUGUCCCCCCACCUGCACGAGCUGGCUGACAAAAACAUCUGCAUGUCAGCAGGCAGGAGGAAAUCCUGCAGCAUCGAGGCCGUCCUGAGAGCCACCCCGCGCUUCCAGACCUGGACACGCUCCAAUCUGCUGCUGCCCAGCAUGGUGCAGGCUCUGGCCUCUCCCAUGCUGCGCUGCCCGUCUCAGAGACUGCUGGACCGAAUCGUGCACCGCUAUUUCGAGGUGGCUGAUGUGGGCAGCGUGCAAAUGAAACACUUCACUACUAAGGACAAGCUCCGCCUCCUCUACACAAUGGCUGUCAAUCAACAACCCCUUAUAUUACAGAUGUUUCCAGGCACGGAGGGCUGGCCCUUCCUCCGCUAUCACGGUUCCUGCGGCAGGCUGAUGGUGUGGGCAGGCUCCGGGCCCUUGAAGAAGCUGUACUCAUCUCCGCUGGCUCAGCGGGCGGACGCGGCCUACCAACUCCUCCACAUCACCCAGAGCCUGGCCUGCAACAGCCUCCGCUUCCACCUCUACUACACCACAGCUUCAGAAGACAUGUUCGGCAUCGUGGAGGACGGCAGGGUUUUCAUCGCCGACGCCAGCACCAUCGGAAUCAUCGAUCUGCAGGAGGGAUUCCACUCUGAAGAAAACCCGCAGGCAAACCACAGCGAUGUCUUCUCCUGUCUGAGCGGCUCCUGUCUGCAGGUUCCUCCCUGUGAAAGCGUUCGUCCCUCCCAGAGCUUCACCCUCCUCUGCAGACACAUCCUCCCCAAACUGCUCUCUUCUGCUGACCUACAAUCAGCUGGACUGCCCAGAACGGUCAUGAUGGAGAUGAGUGUGUGUGCAGACCGCUCGCAGUCUGACCAGAGGAUAUUUAAAGCUGCACAAAUACUGCAGGAAGCACUACAGGCUUUAAGGCCAUGCAGUAACGAGUAUGGGUACAGGUACCCUGAGUGCAAGUACAGCGACAAGUUCUAGAGGAACCAGAGGAGCGACACGAUGGUAGAACCCCAAGAGGACAGAGAUGAUGGUUUAAAAUACGUGAAGUGCAUAACUCAGAAAUCUCGCAUCUAUGCAAAAUCUAUAAGGAAAGAGGGACCCCUGUUGGUCAAUCUUGUUUUUUGGGAACAUUUUUGAGAACUUUUUCUGCUAUAACUUUUUAAAACACAGCACUAUCAGAAGAAGUAUAUGCAUGAAAUGCUACCUAAUUUUAAUUUUAACUCUGAUACACAAACCCAAAAAAACAGACAAACAAUAAAAAAUGGUAUUUUCUGUACAAUGCUUACAA